AUGGCUGCCUCUCACACAGCGACCGUCCCGGAUACACCAGACCAAUAUAGAAGCAACAGUAUUAAUAAUACAAUUGGGAGAACACAAUUGGGUGGAGCCUGCAAUUAUACAGAUCUGAAUUUUGGAACAAAAUGUGGAUGUUAUGAAUUCUGGGCUCAACCUCAGAAUUCGACGGCCAGCGCAAUAUUAGAGAAUGGAGGGUUGCCUAGAGCGGAAGUCUGCGCAUGCGGACAUCAUCUUUGUUUUCAUGGUCGUAAAUCUUCACAGCCAGCAGAGGACCAGCGAUCACGAGCUUUAAGUAAUGUCUCGGGACUCAAUUUGGAGUCUAUUACUCCUAUGGCUCAAGUGAACCGUCAGCCAUCUACUCCCAAGAAUCUCAACGGACCUGAAAAUGACAACCCGGAUCCCGCUCGCCGAAGUAUACAGGAAACCCUCGAAUGGAGCCGGCUUGUACAAUCUGAAACCGGACCAGAGGAACUCCCGCCAAUUCCAUCGCAGUGCUUCUUGCCCUCAGAGACUGCUUCAAUGACCUCGAGCCAGGCUAGGCGGCCUUUCUUUGGCUUGGGGCUCAAUACCUUGAGUCAUAUUCCUCGACUCAACACGCAAUUGCAAGCUGUACAAACAGGUAAGAGACGACCUAUACAGGCUUAUAAAACCCCCGAUGGUCGAACAUUUCUUGAAAGUCCUACCGAGGUAUUGACAACGGCACCAAGUCUGCAAGCAACCAAGGAUUUCGCAUUUCAAGGUGUCCCAGAUGAGCAAGCUAUGGAUAAAACGCUGGCAAAUAUUAAUAUCAAACCUCAAGCUGCUACUCUACCUCUACGCUCCAAUAGAUCGCCCUCAAUCCAGGCUUCUCAGACUAGACCUGGACUCAGUGACCAAGAGGAUAUUCUCAUGGAUCUCAUAGCUAAUUUCGAUGAGCCCGAUAAGCACCUUGUCCCCAGACUUCGUGAUAUCAUAACAGAUUUUCCAAAUACCAAGCGCAACCAUGAGGAGAGAAUCGAUGCUCUUGAGAAUACAUCAUUCUCAAACACUGGGUUUGAGGAGCUCCAAGGAGAGAUUGAUGACCAUGGUGAACGUAUCAAUGAGCUUGAGAAUAGAGUAGAAGAGCUCGAAAAGGUUAAUGCUGCAGCUGACGAGAGCAGUAUAGGUACUAAUAGAAACCUGAAUGAGUCAUUCGAUUCUCAGGCAACCAAAACAUCCUCUGCUCUCUCAGCGAAUGCUAGGGGCCGCUCUGGUCUCGCGUCUCGUGUGGAAAAGCUUGAAGAUAGACUCACUCAGAUAGAAGCUACUCUUCCACCAUCAUGGGAUCGACCAUGGGAGAUUGAAGUCGUAUUCUUACCAUAUGGACCCCAGAUGAUGGGAAUUUGGUCUACGAAUCACGCAAUAUCCAAACGCUCAAGGGCUAAUAGUUGCGCAUCUGAAGAUUGGACUCAAACUCAACAAAACGUCUUGGCUGCUGCGCAAGCCUCUCUUUGCGAUCAAGGUUAUUCUAUGUCCUGGGAGAAGAUGAUGCUGAAGAAAGGCAAUGUAGACGAUGAUCUCUUGAUGCCGAAAGCGUGUGGUGCUACCACUACGAUCAAUGAACGCUUGAAGAGCAGAGGUUUAGUGAAGGUGGUGCAAAUCAAAGGCCCCGAUGCUCGAGAUGUGCAAGUAGCCUUGAUGUCAGCCUUCGGAGAUCUUCCCAAAAAGUUAUCCGAAGAUGUUUUCUCAUCGUCCAAACAUACUCCACCUCGGAUUCCUAAAUCCUUGGACAACUAUCUUGGACUACGCGCUACUUGGAUACCACUGAGGAAGUUACAUAAAACGUCGGUUCUACGGUUUCUAGAUCCUUCAGAAAUGGUCACUCCUGCAUUGUGGACCGUGCCAUUUCUUUCUUCAAGUGUGGCAAUGCGCACAAAGAGUAUGCGGAGGCUCUAUGUCACACAAGCGGAUAGCUAUCUUCAACAUCAUGUCAAUCGCUCGGCAAGAUGGACUUGGCAAAAGUUACGUCUGCUACCUCGAGUUCACGAUGAAGACGUUGUGGAAAGCCAUACACCAGAGGCUGAUGCUGCUGAAACAUGCUGGGCGUGGGAUGAGCGCCUCGAUCCGGCUGAUGAUAAUGCAUCAUUCACUACAUCCUUGAGUAUUCGAUUAUCCCAGGAGGCAGAGGAUGCUGAAAUCGAGCCCAGUUCUCCAUCAGACGAAUAUUCUGCUGUUGACACACCUAUGGAGUCUUCAACUUCAUCUUCGGUUACACAUUCCAGAGUACCAGGAUCGUCUCCCGUCAAACAAGACCGUCAUCCAUAUAAACCUCUUCGUACGGCUUCCAUGUCCGCACUUGCCCCACUUAUCACGGCUCAAAUGGGAAAACGCCGAAUUGGCUCUUUCGAUCGUGAACCACAAUCAUCUCCCCUUCAAAAGACCUCUAGCCUAAAGCGUCGCCGUACAUCAAAAUCACCUAUUCGUCCACGUGAUGCCUGGAGUAUUGGUCCCUCAAGUCCGGGGAUUUCUAUAUCGCAAGAGGUUGUAGACUGUAAAAGAGGCGUCACUCCAUCCGCGUACGCUACGCCUUAUAGUAAUGCACCUUAUGUUGAUACAAAUUCCCGUACAAGAAGUUUUCAAACGCAGGAAGAUGCAUUUGGUAACGCGACUUAUAAUGAUAUCAAUAUGGAUGAAGGCUAUGAUGAUAACGCAUUGAGCGAUUUUGAACCAUUUGCCAACGAUGCAUCUGAUGAGGAACAGCAACUUUACGAUGUGUGGGGAGGCAUGGUUGAUGAUAUUCCCAAAGAGGAUUCACAAUCAACAAUCAAGAUGACAACAGCUAGUCUCCUUCCACGAGAACCAGAAGUCAUUGAAGGAGAGGACAGUGAUGAUAGCGAUACUCCAUCUGAAUAUCCUAGUACACAACCUGUUGGGAGAUAUAUCAAAGGGGCCGUUUUUCAAAUUCAUGUUGAUGAAGAUUUUGAAGAUGAACUUGGUUAG
Molecule: messenger RNA, 2964 nt
Organism: Botrytis fragariae
Lineage: Eukaryota; Fungi; Ascomycota; Leotiomycetes; Helotiales; Sclerotiniaceae
Exons: 1
Coding region: 1-2964 (987 amino acids)
Source: RefSeq, a predicted model, not a curated record